AGCUCGUCGGGGAGACGCGCCCUCGUUCGACCUUGAACGGCUAUAACCGGUGCGUAACGUUCGAUGUACGGAGCAUCGUCGCUGUUAAUCGCGACAACCAGCCGACCGCGAGUCACCGUCACCGCAGCACCACCGUAGCAGGUCUGUGCUCCUUUUACUCUGUUUACUUCCUCCUUCUUGACGCUUAUUCCUCGACGCAAGACUGCCUCGGCGGCGAAAUGGCGAAGAAAACGUACGAUCUGUUGUUCAAGCUACUCCUCAUCGGCGACUCCGGCGUCGGCAAGACCUGCAUACUAUUCCGUUUCUCGGACGAUGCCUUCUCCACCACGUUCAUUUCCACAAUAGGUAUCGAUUUUAAAAUCAAGACGGUAGAAUUAAGAGGAAAGAAAAUCAAAUUACAGAUAUGGGACACAGCUGGACAAGAAAGAUUUCACACUAUUACAACAUCAUACUAUAGAGGAGCUAUGGGAAUUAUGCUUGUUUAUGAUAUUACUAACGAAAAGACAUUUGAAAAUAUCGUGAAAUGGUUGAGGAAUAUUGAUGAACAUGCAAAUGAAGAUGUGGAGAAAAUGAUCUUAGGAAAUAAAAGUGAUAUGGAAGAAAAACGCGUUGUUAGUACAGAGAAAGGAGAAGCGAUAGCGAGAGAACAUGGCAUUAGAUUUAUGGAGACGUCCGCGAAAGCGAACAUCAAUAUCGAUCGAGCAUUUAGCGAACUAGCAGAAGCAAUAUUGGACAAAACUCACGGCAGGGAACCACAAGACGCGCCCGACAGAGUAACGGUUGAUCGAAGGGUAGAAAGAAAUUCGAAUCGGUGCUGCUAAUUUUAUAUAUUAUUUAUUUUAACGGCGCAUAACGAACUAUAUAUCAGCUCGUGCCACCUGGGAUAGAUCCCUCGAUAUAGAUUUAGAGCGUAAUUUAAAGCAUAAUAACAUAAACACUUCACGACACUGCCUGAUCUAAUCCAAUCUCACUUUUGAUCUGAUGAAAAAAACAUUUUUCUAUGCUGCAAUCGAAAAUUGCUAAUAAAGAUGAUUUGACCGAUCCAAUAUUUUUUAAAAAAUUAUGUUUUUUAAUUAAAUCUAUAUAAAUGUUAAUAAGUUUAUAAAAACGCGCGCGGUUUUAUGCAUAUACAAUUGUAUCUACGACUGUACGUGUGAUAUAUAUAAACAAAAUUUCAUUAGUUUAUACGGAUGUAGUAAAAAAAUUUUUUAAACAUAGAUUUCACUGGCGAAAAUCUUCAUGUUUCACGUAAAGCAUUGCAUCGUUGUACGGAAAACAAUUAGGAUAUUGUUUAUACAUAUUGUUUAUUAUGAGGCUGCAAUUUGUUACCAUAUUGAGUGUGAGUAUGAGUGUCGUCGGCUUCUAAUCUUGAUCAUUUUUUUGAACAUUGAACGCUUUUCUGCGUGAAUAAUCGCACCACAAUGCUUAUUUGUACAUUUAAAUUAGGGAGAACUUAAACCAAAAGCUUCUACCGUUUUAUGUACGGCCGAUUUACUAUAAAUAUAAAUAUUCGCAAUUUCGAAUUUGUCGUUUUUAUUUCUUAGGCAAAUGCGCGCGCACACACACACACACAUACACACAUAUAUACAUAUAUCCUGCAUGGAAUGAGUUUGCAUAUUUAUAGAUGCGAAAUUGUCAUUAACAGACAUUAAUAAUAACAAUUAUACAUAGACAUUUUAAUGCAAGUAUUGAAGAUAAUAGUAUAUAUAUG
Atta colombica is the source of this 1711-nucleotide messenger RNA. RefSeq names its product ras-related protein Rab-10 (gene Rab10). Lineage: Eukaryota; Metazoa; Arthropoda; Insecta; Hymenoptera; Formicidae. The coding region runs from base 219 to 821 and encodes 200 amino acids. The record is from RefSeq and is a predicted model, not a curated record. The transcript has 5 exons. Gene Ontology annotation, cellular component: recycling endosome; insulin-responsive compartment; Golgi apparatus. Gene Ontology annotation, biological process: cellular response to insulin stimulus. Gene Ontology annotation, molecular function: GTPase activity; GTP binding.